CGCGCGUUUUUCGCAGACGGCUGUUGUCACCAGUGGCUGUGUAGUUAGGUUAGUUGGCUGCGUUUUCUACAGCUGAACUAUCCAGGCGCGCGCGUUUGAGCGCGGUCUCUGCGGAUGAAAGCAUCGUGAAGCGUGCCCGUCGAUCUUAUUUUUUCACUGCCGUCGUCACCACCGCGUGCUGCGUGCCAGUGCACGCGGUGUUCAGGGUCAUCGGAGUGGCCAUGGCUGCCGCCGCCUCAACUGCUGAGCCGCUGCUCACAGAGGUCAUGGUCGAGGAAGAACAGAAACUCUUCGAACAGGCCACAAAGGAAGAAGAGCAGCGUGCCCUGAGUCGUCAGGAGCAGCAGGCGGCAGAUCGCGAGGCGUGCCUCGAGCGGCUCAAGAAGCUGCUGCGUGCCACAAACAUCUACUCGCAGUUCCUCAUCGACCGCAUUGAGAAGCAGAAUGCAGAGAGGACUGCCCAACAGCAGCGACAUAGCCGUGGCAAGAAGACACCAGAGGGAGCCUCGGCUGAGGAGCAGCAGCAGCCAAGCCGAGCCACCAGCAGGUCGACCAAGAAGCAGAGCAGCGCUGAACCCCCAAAAACCCCAAGUCGAAAGAGGAAGGCUUCGCCCAAUUCGCAGGGGACCAAGGCCAAGACGGCUCUGCUGGACCUGGCAGCUGCUACCCCACCGUCUUCUCAGGAAGGAUCUCCCUGUCGCCCAUCAAAUGGCCACCACAACCCCGAGGGCCAGCCGGCCCUCUUCACGGGGGGCAUCAUGAGACCCUAUCAGGUCGAAGGAUACCAGUGGCUCAAGGUCCUCUAUGAGAAUGGUGUCAACGGCAUCCUGGCGGACGAGAUGGGCCUGGGUAAGACGAUCCAGGUGAUCGCCCUGAUCGCUGCGCUCGUCGAGAGCGGUCUGCCGGGCCCUUACCUCGUGGUGGCGCCGCUGUCCACCCUGCCCAACUGGCUGGGCGAGCUCCAGCGCUUCACUCCAUCGCUCUCGGUGGUGCUCUACCAUGGACCCAUGGAGGAGAGGCACGCACUCACGCCAGAGAAACUUCGCCGUACGGCGGUGGUGGUGACCUCGUAUGAGGUGGCCAUGCGGGACCGUGCCCGACUGGCACCCCUAGACUGGCUCCUCCUGGUGGUGGACGAGGCGCACCGACUCAAGAACUUCCGGUGCCGGCUGGUGCGAGAGCUGAGCCAGUACCGGACCUCCAACCGGCUCCUGCUGACGGGCACCCCGCUGCAGAACAGCCUCACCGAGCUGUGGGCCCUGCUGCAUUUCCUCAUACCCGAGAUCUUCCACGACCUGCAAGCGUUUGAGUCCUGGUUUGACCUGGGGGCAUUGUCGGGUGCCAACGACGAGGCGGCACGGUUUGUCCAGCGCGAGGAGUCCGACCACAUCGUGGCCACCAUGCAGGAGAUCCUGAGGCCCUUCCUGCUCCGACGGACCAAGGAGGAUGUUGUGCUCGAGCUGCCGCGCAAGACCGAGCUACUGGUGUACGCGCAGCUGAGCCCGCUUCAGGACAAGCUUUACAAGAUAUGCAUGGACCGUGCGUUUGAGGCCGCAACUGAAACCAAGGACCAAGCCGCCGAAGAAGUGGAGGUGGAGCCCUUGGGCAGGGGACGGCGCUCCUCGAGGAAAAAGCCCGUCAGAUACACCAUUCCUGGUGAGGACGACAUCUUUGCCCACAACAGCGACGACGACGACGAGGAGAACUCUCGCGACAGUGGCAUCAGUUCAGCAUCGUCCAAGGACGAAGCCCGUGACCCGUACGAGCAGCUUCGCCGGAGCAAGAACCCGCUGAUGGACCUGCGGAAGGUGUGCAACCACCCGUACCUCUUCCGUGGGCUGUGCGAGGAGGACGAUGGCACCAACGGCGAGCACUUGGUCCAGGCCUGCGGCAAGCUCCGGCUUCUGGACUGCAUGCUCGGCGAGCUCAAGCGCCGGGGCCACAAGGUGCUGAUAUUUUCGCAAAUGUGCCGCGUGUUGGACAUCCUCGAGGACUACUGCCUCAUGCGGCGGUUCAAGUACUGUCGCCUCGACGGUCAAACGAGGGUGGAGGACCGGCAGCAGCAGAUGAAGCUCUUCAACGAGAACCCAGACUACUUUGUGUUCCUGCUGUCGACUCGGGCGGGUGGCCUGGGAAUCAACCUGACCGGUGCGGACACUGUAGUGCUGUACGACUCGGACUGGAACCCCCAGUGCGACCUGCAGGCCAUGGACCGCUGUCACCGAAUAGGGCAGACCCGGCCAGUCCUCGUCUACCGGCUAGUCACGCGCGGCACGGUCGAGCAGCGCAUGAUCGAGAUGGCGGGGGCCAAGCGGCGCCUCGAAAAAAUCAUCAUGCAGAAAGGCAAGUUUGCCAAGGUGGGCAAGGAUGCCUCGAAAGUUGGCAGCCUGUCCCCCCAGGAGCUCUUGGACCUUCUGCACUCCUCGGACCACUCAGCAGUCAUCGACGCUGGCUCCAGCGUGCUCUCGAAGGCCGAGCUGGACGCCCUGCUCGACCGAACACGCCUCGCCACAGAUCGGAGCAGCGCAGCGAACAGGUUGUUCGAGGUUGUUGCGAAAGACAGCGAUGGUUAAGACAGCUUGGCUAAGCCUUCAAGGACGACGAUGUAUCAAAUCCAUCGACUCAUUUUUUAAAUUAAUACUAAAUCGUAUGUUCACGACUUGUAGAGAGAGGCUGUUUUAUUUAUAUUUAUAUGCGCAUUUGCAUUAGGUCACACAGUCCACCUUUUAAUACGAAAUUUGUCUGUUUGUACAGUUCUGAAGUUGUGUAAGAGUGCUCACGUUGUGAUACAAUAAAAGAUAAUCUUGCAGAA
This is a messenger RNA of Dermacentor silvarum, 2812 nucleotides long. Its product is annotated as lymphoid-specific helicase. Lineage: Eukaryota; Metazoa; Arthropoda; Arachnida; Ixodida; Ixodidae. The coding region runs from base 222 to 2573 and encodes 783 amino acids. The record is from RefSeq and is a predicted model, not a curated record. The transcript is spliced from 15 exons. Gene Ontology annotation, biological process: DNA methylation-dependent constitutive heterochromatin formation; lymphocyte proliferation; negative regulation of gene expression via chromosomal CpG island methylation. Gene Ontology annotation, cellular component: nucleus; pericentric heterochromatin. Gene Ontology annotation, molecular function: chromatin binding; ATP binding; ATP-dependent chromatin remodeler activity.